Molecule: messenger RNA, 2452 nt
Organism: Contarinia nasturtii (swede midge)
Lineage: Eukaryota; Metazoa; Arthropoda; Insecta; Diptera; Cecidomyiidae
Exons: 4
Coding region: 176-1960 (594 amino acids)
Source: RefSeq, a predicted model, not a curated record
ACACAACACAUUUUUAGUUUAUUGAUCGAAAAUCGCUUUCAAGGCAUACAUUAUUAAUUUGUGAGAAUGUUUGCAGUUUAAAGAGUAUGUUACGUGUCGCGCAGUAGUUUAAUUUUGAAUUCCAACGAGAUAAGUAGAGUCGAAUAAAAAUAUAUUUAAAUUUUCUUGAUGGAAGAUGCAGGAAAGGCAAAUUCAACUGAUCACAUUGAAUGAAAUGACACCAAAUGUUAAUAGGAAGCCUGGCAUCGAAUCUAAAUCAGUGAAUUUGGUAACAACUAGAACAAAAACACCACCAGAAAUUGAAGAAAAGUCCGUUGAUUUGAUAUCAGUGACCAGUGAAGAUUAUAAAGAUGAUGACCAAAUUUCGUUUGACGAAAAUCGCCUGCAACAAUGGAAUACAUCCGAAUUCUAUAUGCAAUUAUGGGGUGCAGCAGCUGGAAUAAUUUUGCUUUUCAGCUGUGGUACACUCUCCGCAUGGGCUGUUACAGAUUUCGUUAAGGACGUUCAAGUUCACAAAGCUGCAUGGAUUGAUAUCGACUACAGUUUUGAGUUAUUUGACGAUGAAGAACGUGAAUUUCUUAGUUCACGUCAUGUUAUUAUAGCUAUGGUUGUGUUGAGCUUUAAUAUCGGAUGUAUUAUAGGUGGUAUAUUUGGAGCUUUCAUCACACCAAUCCUACCGAACCGUGCGAUUUACACGCUCGGAUCCGUUUGUAUGUUAUUUACCGGAAUAACUUUAACAAAACACACUUCACCGUUCUAUUGUGCAAAAUCACGUUUGGUUGCUGGAUUAAUUUACGGGCUAAUUCAAUUAACAAUAAUUGUUCAAGCAGCUGAAACCACAACGAAGAAAUGCCGGAGAUGGAUUUUAAUCGUGGUGGCAUACCUCAGUGCAACAUCUAAUUUAAUUUCGACAAUAAUAUUUUAUUAUUAUGAUGAUCGUGUAGAGAUUACAUAUAGCGAACAAAAUCCUGCUCUUUAUAUUGUUUCAUAUGUUUUGAUUGGCUGCUCUGUGAUUGCUUUAAUUGUGAAUUUCAUUUGUACAACUGAUACGGUCCCAUUUUAUUUGAAUCGUGGUGAGGAUACGAAAGCAUUCAAAGAACUUACUCGUUUGAAAGUGAAUCAUUUGUCAAUGCUCGAUAUUCGAUACGAAUACGAACGUAUUCGAUUUGAUGUUGCACAAUGCCAAUUGGAUAUCAAUCGAAAUUUGGCUGCUAAAAAUAAUCACGUUCCUUUACUCUCAAUGUGUUGUGUGCGUAUUUUAAAUCUGCUGUUCACAUCGGUACCGAUGACCUUGGUGUUAAUAUGGGAUCCCAGCAGUACCGAAGAAAGUGAUGAAAAUAACUUCGAAUACAUCACUUCUUUGAAUUCGACUAUUAGUCCAUCGAUCGAUGAAAAUGAAAAUAAAUACAUAUCUCCAUUAGUAACGUUAGCAGUGUUACAAGCAUUUCGUUUACUUUGCAGCAUUGGGGUUAUAUGGAGGCAAGAUAAAUAUCAUUUCAAUCGAUUUAGCUAUAAAAUGGCUGGAUUUACUGGUAUUUUUUUGAUUAUUUGGUUUGUUGCACGUGUAGUUCUUGGUUCGAUCGAAACAAUUCAAAAUGUAUUAUUUUUUCCGGUAUCAAUCGUAAUAAUGAUGGGGUUCAUCGGUCUCCCUCUCCCUUUGGACGUUAUACAGCUAUCUCAAUCAGCAGACUCAUAUGCUCGCAUUAAAAAUAGUUGGGCGUUGGCUUGUGCAAUCUUUAUUGAAAACAUUGUCCAUAUAUUUUUGGUCGUUCAGUUGGAUAUGAUUUUUGGCGUAAUGUUUGUGUUUUUGGUAAAUGGUGUAACGAUGAUUUUUUUCUCUUACUGGCUGCUAAAAAAUAUGCCAAAUGUUGUUGCAAUACAUCCUAUCACUGUCGCAUUUGUAGCUCGUUACCCUUUUAAAAAUGCAUCGAAUGACCAAACGCAUACAAUUUAUAUUUAAUUGUUUGUUUAUUUUUUUCUGAAAGCUGCACAGCCCUUUUUUUAAAUAAAAUUCUAUUAUAUUUCUUUAAAGUAUAACAAUCAAAAUAGUGGCUAAUUUCGUUUCUGGCAGUAAUUUUAAAAAAUAGUGCCCUAAUAUUAUUUCUUUCGAAAGGAAUUAUUAAAAUUAUAAGACUGGUCUAUUUAAUAAAUUUUUGUACCCAUUUGAACGAUUGAUUUGGGUUGGAUAAUAACUAUACCUACCUUUAAUUUAUAUAACACUUUUAAUAAAGAAUUGAAAUUGACAAUUGAAAAGAAAGAAAGAAAUGAAAUCGUAAAAUUGUUUCCUUAUCAGUGAUCACUAUCGUCGUUUUAUUCUCACACGCGGAAGGAAGACACGUUUUCACACUUUAAGGAAGCGUGUGCACUCACGCUAUAGCCAUAGACAUAAAUAUCGGAAGAAAUUGUGCCUAGUUCUUUUGUUAAUUUUAAUCUCACUGACUUGUGAAGAAAA